Molecule: messenger RNA, 1279 nt
Organism: Ipomoea nil (Japanese morning glory)
Lineage: Eukaryota; Viridiplantae; Streptophyta; Magnoliopsida; Solanales; Convolvulaceae
Exons: 1
Coding region: 27-1208 (393 amino acids)
Source: RefSeq, a predicted model, not a curated record
UCUUACAUAGUAAAGAGUUUAAAAAAAUGGGUUCAAAAGUUGUUGUCCUCGGCCUAUCUUUGGCCGUGUUUCUCAUGAUAGCUUCUGAGGUUAUGGCGAAGGAAUUGACCAAGACUACUGCUGAUACAGCGACGAAAGCUGGGAAAGAUAAUGGGGUUGUCAGAGAUGACAAGAACUAUAGUGGAGGAAGAUAUGGCCGCAGAGGACUGGGGGGUAGCGCAUAUGGCGACGGAGGAGAUGAAGGUGGCAAAAAUGGCCACAAAGGAGAUGUUGGUGACAAAAAUGACCAGGGAAGACGUGAAGAUGGAAAAAACGACCACAAAGAUCAUGAUGGUGACAAAAAUGACCAUAGAAGACGUGAAGAUGGCAAAAACGAUCACAAAGGCCGUGAUGGUCACAAAGAUGACCAAGGAAAAUGUGAUGAUGGCAAAAAUGGUCACAGGGGACAUGAUGACGACAAAAAUGACCAUGGAAGACAUGAAGAUGGCAAAAAUAACCACAAAGGCCGUGAUGGUCACAAAGAUGACCAAGGAAGAUGUGAAGAUGGCAAAAAUGGCCACAAAGGCUAUGAUGGUGACAAAAAUGACCAUGAAAGACGUGAAGAUGACAAAAACGACCACAAAGGCCGUGAUGGACACAAAGAUGACCAAGGAAGAUGUGAAGAUGGCAAAAAUGGCCACAGAGGCCAUGAUGGUGACAAAAAUGACGACCAUGGAAGACGUGAAGAUGACAAAAACAACCACAAAGAGCGUGAUGGACACAAAGAUGACCAAGGAAGAUGUGAAGAUGGCAAAAAUGGCCACAGAGGCCAUGAUGGUGACAAAAAUGACCAUGGAAGACGUGAAGAUGACAAAAACGACCACAAAGGCCGUGAUGGACACAAAGAUGACCAAGGAAGAUGUGAUGAUGGCAAAAAUAGCCACAAAGGCCAUGAUGGUGACAAAAAUGACCAUGGAAGACGUGAAGAUGACAAAAAUGGCCACAAAGAUCGUGAUGAUGAUAGAAAUGACUAUGGAAGACAUGAAAAUGACAAAAAUGACCACAAAGGUCGUGAUGGUGACAAACAUGACCACGGAAAACAGGGAAGUGGACGUGACAAUGGUGGGUAUGGCAACGUUGGAAGCGGCGAUGGCAGCUAUAGGCUGGGUGGAGAUUGCAAGAACGGCUGCUCAUACAAGGGGGAGAGCGUGGAUGCAACAAAGCCUUAAGCCUCACCACUAUAUACCGACUCCGUAUAAGCAUAUGAAUAUAGCGAAUUGGCAAUCUGUAAUAAUGCAUG